ACACAUCAAGACUCAGUGCCAAGGAGCCUCUCCAAAGCAUCUCAAAGACCAAGACAUCUAGAGUAUCUCCACUGCCAGAUCCAAGGAGCCAUCAGAAUCUGUCCACACACUGAAGAUGGAGCAAAGCCCCUCUCUCACCAUCCUGCUGCUGGUACUGGGCCUCUCUCAGGCCCAAAUGGACCACAGUGGACCAGCCAUGUGGAUAGACCACCUUGAGGCUGUAGACAUCACUGAGAGAAUUCUGACCGCUAAUAACGGCUCUGAUGAGAUGCUGAUGGAGGGAGACCUGGUGGUACCAAGAACCAGAAACGCCAUGCAGUGCAUGCAAGGAGGAAACAGCUGCCUGUGGAACAAAGCCUCUAGCGGAUACGUUGAAGUGCCCUACACAAUAGAAGACAGCAGAUUCACUCCCUCCAACAGGAAGGAGAUUGAGCAUGCCGUCCAGUCGUUCCACAGCAAGACCUGCAUUCACUUUGUGCCACGUGGCAACCAGAAAGACUACAUCAGCUUUGAGAGUUUGAACGGCUGCUACUCUUCUCUCGGGAGAAUUGGAGGGAAACAGACGGUCUCUGUUAACAGCGUUGGCUGCAUCUUUCUCGGCAUCAUUCAGCACGAGACCCUCCAUGCUCUGGGAUUCCAGCACGAGCAAACCAGGAGCGACCGUGACCAGUACAUCAGGAUCAACUGGAGUAACAUCGACUCUAACAUGGCCUAUAACUUCGAUAAACAAAACACCAACAACCUGAACACUCCCUAUGACUACAGCUCUGUCAUGCACUAUGGAAAAACAGCCUUCUCUAUCAACGGGAUGGACACCAUCACCCCCAUCCCCAACCCCGACGUGUCCAUCGGCCAGAGACAGGGGUUGUCCACCACUGACAUCCUGAGGAUCAACCGACUCUACGGCUGCUGAGAGGAAGACAUCAAGUCACAGGAGGAGGAGAGUAAAGGUGAAGAUGUCUACAAUACAUCUGACACAUUAUCCAGUGUCCUGUUCAUUCAAAUCAUCAGCCGUGUGUUAUUCACAAUAAUUCACGGCUUCUCAUGUCUUAUUGCCUUAUCGGAUUUAGAUCAAAUAAAUAUUUUGUAGUACAGAACAAUGUGGUUUUCUGUAUCACUUUGGAUUGAAACAUAGAAAUAAAAGCAUUUGAAA
This is a messenger RNA of Oncorhynchus mykiss (rainbow trout), 1153 nucleotides long. RefSeq names its product hatching enzyme 2 (gene rbhce2). The record is from RefSeq and is marked provisional. Lineage: Eukaryota; Metazoa; Chordata; Actinopteri; Salmoniformes; Salmonidae. Gene Ontology annotation, biological process: proteolysis. Gene Ontology annotation, molecular function: metalloendopeptidase activity; zinc ion binding.